AUGCCAGUUCCUCUUGCCCCAUAUCCUACACCACCAACGCCAUUUACACCGCCUGCUAACGGUACACAGAGCCAGCUCGUGUGCUCUGGAUGUAGAAAUCUUUUACUCUAUCCAGUUGGAGCAACAUCUGUCUGCUGUGCAGUUUGCAAUGCAGUCACAGCAGUACCACCUCCUGGCACUGAGAUGGCUCAGUUGGUUUGUGGAGGCCGCCACACAUUACUAAUGUACAUUCGUGGAGCAACAAGCGUGCAGUGUUCUUGUUGUCACACAGUCAAUUUAGCUAUGGAAGCAAAUCAGGUAGCACAUGUGAAUUGUGGCAACUGCCGCAUGCUGUUGAUGUACCAAUAUGGGGCACGAUCAGUGAAAUGUGCAGUGUGCAAUUUUGUGACAGCUGUAGGGGUAAGUAUAAAAUUCUCUUUAGCAUUAAGUCUUUAAGCUUUUAUGCUGC
Nicotiana attenuata is the source of this 448-nucleotide messenger RNA. RefSeq names its product protein LSD1-like. The transcript is spliced from 4 exons. NCBI's taxonomy places the organism in Eukaryota, Viridiplantae, Streptophyta, Magnoliopsida, Solanales, Solanaceae. Bases 1 to 435 code for a protein of 144 amino acids. The record is from RefSeq and is a predicted model, not a curated record.